CACUCGCUCAUCGCCACUUCUCCUGCGACGCCCUCUUCACGUGUACAUGUGUCGCAAUGUACUAAACAGCUGCGCAGUCGCCUUGUCAUGCCAUGAACCGUGAUACCCGCAUGCGCAACACCAUCUCAUCAGCCCGCACUCCCUCUUUCAACCGCCGCGAUGAGUGCCGAAAGCAUCAACAUCAUCACGAUCGACUUUCCCGACCCUGACCGCACAGAGAUUAUCGAUGAUCGUAUCGAUCGACUUGCCUCGAACGAAUCCUUCGAGUUCCCCGUGCAGAACAUACAAACGCUUUCUUCAAAGGGUGUCGAGCGCGGAGACGAUCCGUACGGCCUCCUCUACAUACCAGCCUUGCAGACAGACGAGUGCAGGGACUCGGAGAAGGACUAUGUUCCUGAGAAUGCCACACGCCUGGCCAAUCUUCCAUACAAUGCUGGCUAUGCACUCAUCGCCGUUGCUCCGUGGUUCUCGCCCAACUGCAUGAAGGAGUAUUUCACAACGGCCCGGAACGAACCGGUCAAGGCCUUCAUCGUCUACCAACCGGAUCCAGACUCGACUGCAAUGCCACCCGAGACGAAUGACCAAGUAUGGGCAAUGAACGAUGGUGGAAGCUGGCAGUACAGCAACCAAUUCCCGACGUAUGCCGUACCGGGCGCAAGCGGGUACCUCAUAACAAGCCAAAUGAGCAACUACUCUGGUAACAUAUCUACUGUGCCUUACGGAGACUCUCUAUCAAAGCAGUACUCAGAGACGGACUAUAUUCGUUUGUGGGCGAAAGUCACAGCUGAUUCUGGCACUCAGCUUCCUAGCUUAUGGGUUUUCCUUGUCAUAGUUCUAGGCUUGCUCAUCCUGAUAAUAGGUGCCACUUCACUUUGCAUGCACAUUGUACAACGACGACGCCGCAAUGCGCUACGACGGCGCGUAAUCAACGGCGAAGUGGACCUCGAAGCAUUGGGGGUGAAGCGACUUACCGUGCCCGCAGACUAUCUCUCGAAACUACCAGUAUUCCCUUACCUUGGAGAGCCGGACCACGUUGAAAAGAGCAUGGCGCAGGCAUCCACUCCGGCUGAUGCUGAGACAGGUCUGAAGGGGAUUCCGCUUAGUCGGCGGUCUUCUGCUCCAGAUGCUCCUCCCAUAACAUAUGCUUCCGCCAUCUUCGCACAGUCGACAUGUCCGAUCUGCUUGGACGAUUUUGAGCCGAAAGAAUCGCAGGUCAGAGAGCUGCCAUGCCGACAUAUUUUCCACGUUGACUGCAUCGACCCUUUCCUACUCAACAACAGCAGCCUUUGUCCGAUAUGCAAGCAGAGCGUGCUGCCGCCAGGGUACUGUCCGCCCAAAAUCACCAAUAUCAUGGUACGGCGAGAACGGUUGAUCAGCCGCCGGCGAGCACAGGAUGCGUCCGGCCACACCCAUUCACCGGGGAACAUUGUUGCCCGCCUUCCCGGUGCAUAUGACUCCCUCCGUGCACGUGUAGGCAGGGCCACCGGCGGUCGUAGAAUAUUUAGUGCUCCAUCGAGAACGCAAUCACGACCCGCAGAUAUUGAGAUGAGCUCAGGGGCUCCUGCUGUCCCCCUCGGAGGAACCAUCGCUCCCGCAACUCCCGCCGCAGAGAUCGUCGCAGUGCCGCAACCCACGCAGCAGAAUAGUGUGCAAGAGUGUCCAGAGCCGCCCUCCGACCAGCCGCAUCAACGUAGAGAAUGGGCUAGACAACGGGCGCUUGCGCUUCUGGGGACCCAGCAUGGCCCGGUCGAAGGCGAAGAAGAAGAACUGGGUCGUUCACGGUGGAGACGUGGCCUGAACAAGAUUUUUCCUGGCUUUAGAUGAGUUUCUUUGAUCUUCUGAGAUACCACGGUCUACGGUUUUGGCGGCAAUGGUUUGGCAAGGGAUCAUCUGGCAUCAUCGCGAUGCGAGGCGUUUUGGAGGAUGACAUAUUCGUAACGGAUCAUGAGUGAGGAUUUGUCUGCAUUUUCGACAGGCUUAGCGGGCGUUAUGCUUGGGGUUUGGUGCUGAGACUCUGUUCUUUGGCGCGGUCUUUAAUAAUAUAAAAUCCUUUUGCAAGC
Molecule: messenger RNA, 2060 nt
Organism: Paraphaeosphaeria sporulosa
Lineage: Eukaryota; Fungi; Ascomycota; Dothideomycetes; Pleosporales; Didymosphaeriaceae
Exons: 4
Coding region: 160-1824 (554 amino acids)
Biological process (GO): ubiquitin-dependent protein catabolic process
Cellular component (GO): cytoplasm
Molecular function (GO): ubiquitin protein ligase activity
Source: RefSeq, a predicted model, not a curated record